This is a messenger RNA of Oncorhynchus masou masou (cherry salmon), 11196 nucleotides long. Its product is annotated as microtubule-associated protein 2-like. Gene Ontology annotation, cellular component: neuron projection. The record is from RefSeq and is a predicted model, not a curated record. Gene Ontology annotation, biological process: microtubule cytoskeleton organization; neuron projection development. Lineage: Eukaryota; Metazoa; Chordata; Actinopteri; Salmoniformes; Salmonidae. Gene Ontology annotation, molecular function: microtubule binding.
GUCACUGUGCUCUGAGAACGAGUUCUACUGCAAAGCCACUGCAACGAACAGGUCUCUGGAAGUGUUUUUUUCUCCUCUGUGUGCUGAAAGGAAAACGGUUAACCUCUUCUCCUUCCUCUCUCACCAGGUGUGAAAAGGAAGUUGUCCCUUGUUAUUGUGUCUUUCCUUGGUCAUCUCUGUCCUGUCCCGUACUGUCCUUCUGACGAUAGAGAACGUGUCUGCACAGACCUUGACUCACCACCGGGAGUCCCACACCGCCUUACCAGCCAUAAGGAAAGACCUCCCUGGCCGCCACUGACCCCCAUCAUGGCAGACAGUCGCCAACCUGAGGACAGCCACCCCCAUUGGGACACGUCAGGGGCACAGGACCCCUCUACCCCCCCAGCCCUCGGGGCUAACGGCUACCCCCCCUCAUACAGGGCGUGCCAGCCAGGGACGGCCCAUGGAGCAGCACCCCCUCCCUACACCUCCAGUGAGAACGGCUUCAACGGCGACCACGCAGUUACGGCUGAGCAAGUGUCUGCGCGAAUCGUGCAAGAGGUGACAGCAGAAGCAGUGGCAGUACUGAAGGGAGAACAGGAGACAAGACUGCAGUCAGUUGAAGACACGGCAAACCUGCCACCCUCUCCUCCUCCCUCACCUGCUGCUGAACACUGCUUUAGACCCCUGGAGCAAGAUGUAGGGGAUGAGGAGAAGGAGGUCUGCCCUCUCCGCCGCUUCCAAAAUUCUCGGGAGAGGUGCAAGUUCCUCGCCCCCUCCAUCUCUGUGUCUGUGCCCGAGGAUGACCCCUACCACUCUGACGAGGAAUACUAUGAUCACCCCUUGUUCAGUCCUGAGUGGGAUCGCUCGGUUUCCUCUCGGCCCACAGUGCUGGCCGCUGCCUUUAGACAGAUCCAAGUAGAGACUGUCGAGGCUCUUACAGAUAACUUCAAAGAGGAGGAAGAGGAGGAGGAGGAGGAGGAGGAAGAAGUGUUGAUGUUGGAGGAGGAGGAGGAGAUGGAAGGUGCAGCAGCAGAAAUCGUGGCUGCUCUUGAGGAGCUGUGGAGUGGGGAUGAGCCUGAGCCAGACGGCCCCCCAACCAAGCCCUUAGAACAGGCUGCGGCUGUAGGCGAGGCCCAGGCUGGGCCCACUGUGCAGGCAGUGGCAUUUAGUGCUGCUCUUGACGGGAGGGAGGAGGAGGUUGAGGAGGAGGUGGCAGUGCCUGAGGGGAAGGAGGAGAGCCUUGAUGAAGACUUAAAGAUGGACAUGGAGAAACCAGGCAGUGAGAGUGGAUGCCUCAGCCCAGACUUCACUGAACCAGAGUGUCCAGCUUUCUCCAGCGGGGACCACACAGCACCCCCCCUGUACCCCAAAACAGAAAUGGCUUCUCCAUCUCCUUCCCUUUCUAACAGCCAGAGCCAAGCCAAAGAGCCUACCAAAAUGUCUAUACCAGAUGAACCUAAAACAGUCUCAGAGAAGCAGCCGUCAGUGGAAGUUCUUGAGUCCAGUAACCUCACAACGGUUGCAGUGUCUGGGUUCACUAGAGCUGGAGAGAAAGAUCAAGGUCAAGGUGUCUCCUCUGACUCUAACAAAGACAAAUCUGGCAUGUCAUCUUAUUUCGAGACCUUGGCCCUGAAGGCAGAUGAGGGAUCCAAGGAGGCUCAAGCAGCAGAAGGUUAUUAUGAACUGAGCACCGCAGGUCAAGAGAAGAGCUUAGGGAGAAGCUCCCCAACAGUUACGUCACCCCCUGAGAUCAACUACAGCAUGUUGGCACAAACACAGUCAGUGGAGAAGAAGCCAGACACCAAGACGAGUCCGAUGGGAGAUCAAAAGGAUACCUUACCGGCCCUGGACAGGAGCAACGAAUGUAGGCUUUCCCCCGGGAAGUUGGCCCUGGAUCAGAGAAGCUACUCUCUCAACAUUACGAUUGGAUCGAUGGAUCCCAGUGGCCAGGGCCUACCUAGGAACUUCUCCCCACUGGCCACGGACAUCAUGUCUUUUACCAGUGGCAGUCUGGAUGAGUCUGUCAAUUAUCUCCCAGUUACCACCCUGUCUGCAGAGAAGGUGCCCCCGCCUUUCCCUCCCCUGAUCCUGGAGACGGCCGCCUCAGUCACGUCCGACUCCUCGUCUCCUCCCUACAACACAGGAGAGAUCCCCGGCGAAAAGACCAGCCCCCAGGGGUCAGAGUCGCCAGAGUCUCCCUUUCCACCCAAAUACUACUACAAAAAUGGGACAGUCAUGGCUCCUGACCUACCUGAGAUGCUGGACCUUGCAGGCACCAGGUCUAGACUAGCUUCUGAGAACAAUGACUCAGAGACCAUGAGGAGGAAGUCUGUCCCUGCAGACGCCCAAGGCAUUGGGAGCGACUCCCUGGCCAACCUGGUCCUGGGGGACCAGAAUCAGAGCCAGAGUCUUGCCAAGAGUGAGAGCCAGCUGGAAGAGUUGGGUUACUGUGUGUUCAGUGAAUACUCAGGGCCCAUGCCUUCCCCUGCUGACCUCCAUAGUCCCAUUGACUCCCCGCCCCAGCGCUUCACCCCUAUGGCUCUGGAGGAAAAGAUGGCAGAGGAAAAACUGAAGAUCGAAGCUAGAGACAAACUAGCCGAAGACGAGAAGACAAAUCAGUUAACUGUGUGUGACGGUUCCAAAGAAAAGGAAGAAGCAAAACAAGUGGGACGGAAAGAUUCCGCUUCAGAGGAAAAAGACAACAAAGAGGUCAGCCAUGAAAAAUCUGCCAUGGAGGACCAAAACGACAAACCGGCUUCAGCUCUGAAGUCAGCAGAGUCCUUUGUGACUCCUACAGUAAUGGUCACCCUGGAUGAGGAGGGAAAGGCAGAGAACGAGGGACCAGAGACAGAUGCUGAGAUGGCUGCCUACGAGAGGCAGAUCCGCCGGCUGGAGAUGGAGGACAGGCCCCUGAGCAUGGAGGAGGAGCGAGAGCUGCAGGAGUUAAGGGAGAAGGUGAAGGACAAGUUCUUGGUGCACCAGGAGGCAUACGAGGAGGUGGAUGCCGAAGAUGUCUACCAACUGACUGGGGCUGCCAAGGACCGGAUCAGCAGGCCCGCCAGGCCCUCCCCGGCCUCCUCCGUGGAGAGCACCACAGAAGAAGAGAAGGUUCCAGUUAUGGACACCGAGAAACCUAAACAGAUGGGAGGUCAGACAACGCCUCCGAAGGUUGACUUCAUGGCGACAUCUCCGUCUGUGUCAGGUGGUGGUGUGAGCACCACUGAAGAAGAGAAGGUUCCAGUUAUGGAUACCGAGAAACCUAAACAGACGGGAGGUCAGACAACGCCUCCGAAGGUUGACUUCAUGGCGACAUCUCCGUCUGUGUCAGGUGGUGGUGUGAGCACCACAGAAGAAGAGAAGGGGAAAGUUAGCGAAGACAAGCUGAAGAAGGAGCAGGUUGUAGAGGUCAAAGAAAAGAACAUAGAAGAAAAGAAAAAGGAAGAUGGGGAGGAGGAUAAUAUAGAGCAGGUGGUGGAACAGGAGGAAACCAUGAUAGAGAUAAAACCAACUAAUCCUGGAGAGAAAGACGAGAAGUUUGAGAAGGAUAUAAUGAAAGACAAGGAGGAAGAAGAAGAAGAAGAGGAAGAUGGUGAAGUUCUGGCAGGGGCAGGAGCAGCGGUGGAUGACAUUCCAGAGCCCAGAGCUGCCAUAGAGUCAGUGGUGACUGUAGAAGAUGACUUUAUCACUGUAGUCCAGACCAUCGACGAGGGCGAGGAGCCAGGACACAGCGUGCGUUUCUCUGCUCCACCUGAGCCUGAGACACCACAGGCUCUCCACGAGCAGGAGGAAGAGGAGGAGGAGGAGUCCCAGGAGGUGGAGAUCAUGGAGGCAGCAAGUCUGGAGGAGGUGGGGGAUGUCUCAGAGGAGGUCUGUGAGAAGGAGGUGCAGGCCUCCCCAGAGAAGGAGGUGCAGACAGAGACCGAGGGACACACAGAGAGCUACGACAGAGACGAGACCACCAUGGACGACUCAAUCCUAGACAGCUCUUGGGUCGACACUCAAGACCUCUGUACUGUAGAUGUGGAUGAUGACAAGAGCAUGGCUACAGAGCAGAUGGAGCCCCUGAGAGCCGACCGGGUCCCAGCCCCACCAGUCAAGAAGGAGAAGACUCCCCAACAGCAGAAGCAGGAGAAGCAGCCAGUGAAUCCCAAGGCUAAAGGGGGGCGGGUGAAAGCGUGUGAGGGGCACGUCUCCACACCAGAACGUAAACCCAUUCACAAGCAGCCGGUCUAUAUCGCCAGGGAGGACGUCAAGAAGAAAAAAGCCGUGAUUAAGAAGACUGAGCUCACCAAGAAAGCUGAGAUGCGCUCCUCUCCAUCUCGGAAGAGUGUGUUAAAGUCUACUGCGGUCCGACACUCGCGUCCUGCCCAGGCCCACCCCUGUGCUAGGAGGAAACCUACAGUGGGUGUACCAGAGGGUCGUCGGCCCCUCAGUGUUGCUAGACAGUCUCGGGACAGAGCCUCAUCGCCACCACUGACAAAGAUCCCCACCUGUGUAGCGGCCACCCUCCUGCCCCCUCGCCUUAUCUCCUCUUUCUCCUCCCACAAUAAAAAUAACUUCCUGGUGGAGGUGGAGCUUGAUAGGCCCCGUCCCUCCUUGGUAGGGCCUCGUGACUCCCCAACACUACACAGACUGAUAGACGUGGAUGGUGGUUCUCAGAGCCCAAAGAGGUCAUCCCUGCCGCGGCCUGCCUCUAUCCUGAGCCGGCGUACCCACCACCACCCACACGACCAGGAGGAGAGCUCCACCUCAAUCACCAGCUCCGGCUCCACCGCACCCCGCAGACCUACGUCGUUCCGUACAGAGGUCAGGGCGGAGCAUAGAACAGGACGUGCCCCUAGUUGGACAGGCACACAGUCGAUGCGUUCCCGCUCGCUGUGCAGCGGUCCCACCACACCCCGCACCCCAGGGUCCACAGCCAUCACCCCUGGAACCCCUCCCAGCUACAGCUACUCCUGCCGCACACCCGGAACCCCUCGCACCCCCGGCACACCACGUUCACUCAGCCUGCUGCAGGAGAAGAAGGUGGCUCUGCUCCGCACCCCUCCCAAGUCCCCCGCCACCACCCCCAAACAGCUCCGCGUCCUCAACCAGCCCCUGCCAGACCUCAAGAAUGUCAAGUCUAAGAUCGGCUCCACAGACAACAUCAAUUACCAGCCCAAGGGGGGCCAGAUUCAGAUUUUAAACAAGAAGCUGGACUUCAGUCACGUACAGUCAAAAUGUGAAUCCAAGGAUAACAUGAAGCAUUCUCCUCGUGGAGGCAAUGUGCAGAUCCAGACCAAGAAGAUUGACCUGAGUCAUGUGACCUCCAAGUGUGGAUCCCUGGACAACAUUCGCCACCGGCCAGGGGGAGGUAACGUGCGCAUAGAAAAUGUGAAGCUGGACUUCAAAGACAAGGCCCAGCCCAAGGUGGGUUCCCUGGAUAAUGCACACCACACCCCUGGUGGAGGCCUCAUUAUGAUCGAGAGCCACAAACUGUUGUUCCAUGACACGGCCAAGGCCCGGGUGGACCACGGGGCGGAGAUCAUCAUGACCCAGUCACCGGGAACGGGCGUGUCAGGGACGCUGUCCCCCCACCGCCACAGCCACCUGUCCUCCCCCGACAGGAUCAACUUGCUGGAGCCUCCACAGCUAGCCACUCUGGCUGACGAUGUCACCGCUGCCCUAACCAUGCAGGGUUUGUGAGAGCCUUGACAACCUCAACAUGGAUCUUUUGACCCCCACCCUGCCUCCAGACAAUCCCAGCCCAGAUAUCCAGGCACCCAGACACCCCAGGCACCGGACACCUACACCCUUCCUCCAGCCACCAUAUCCCCCAGGCCUGGACCCCCCUUACCCCGUCAUGCCUCCAGUUUCACUCCAGUCCACCACAGCCCCGAACACCUUCCCCCUGCCUACAGUCUCCCUCCAGUCCACCACAGCCCUGAACACCUUCCCCCUGCCUACAGUCUCCCUCCAGUCCACCCCAGCCCCGAACACCUUCCCCCUGCCUACAGUCUCCCUCCAGUCCACCCCAGCCCUGAACACCUUCCCCCUGCCUACAGUCUCCCUCCAGUCCAUCCCAGCCCUGAACACCUUCCCCCUGCCUACAGUCUCCCUCCAGUCCACCCCAGCCCUGAACACCUUACCCCUGCCUACAGUCUCAUUCCAGUUCACCCCAGCCCUGAACACCUUACCCCUGCCUACAGUCUCCUUCCAGUUCACCCCAGCCCUGAACACCUUACCCCUGCCUACAGUCUCCUUCCAGUCCACCCCAGCCCUGAACACCUUACCCCUGCCUACAGUCUCCUUCCAGUUCACCCCAGCCCUGAACACCUUACCCCUGCCUACAGUCUCUUUCCAGUUCACCCCAGCCCUGAACACCUUACCCCUGCCUACAGUUUCCUUCCAGUUCACCCCAGCCCUGAACACCUUCCCCCUGCCUACAGUCUCCCUCCAGUCCAUCCCAGCCCUGAACACCUUACCCCUGCCUACAGUCUCCUUCCAGUUCACCCCAGCCCUGAACACCUUACCCCUGCCUACAGUCUCCUUCCAGUUCACCCCAGCCCUGAACACCUUACCCCUGCCUACAGUCUCCUUCCAGUUCACCCCAGCCCUGAACACCUUACCCCUGCUUACAGUCUCCUUCCAGUUCACCCCAGCCCUGAACACCUUACCCCUGCCUACAGUCUCCUUCCAGUUCACCCCAGCCCUGAACACCUUACCCCUGCCUACAGUCUCCUUCCAGUUCACCCCAGCCCUGAACACCUUACCCCUGCUUACAGUCUCCUUCCAGUUCACCCCAGCCCUGAACACCUUACCCCUGCCUACAGUCUCCUUCCAGUUCACCCCAGCCCUGAACACCUUACCCCUGCCUACAGUCUCCUUCCAGUUCACCCCAGCCCUGAACACCUUACCCCUGCCUACAGUCUCCUUCCAGUUCACCCCAGCCCCGGACGCUUUCCCCUGCCUCCAGACGACUAAUCCCAGACUCCUGACAUCCUCAACUUGCUUCCAGUUUAACCUGACCCCAAGCCUCGGACUCCCUCACUUUCCUCUAGUCCACCCUAGGCUCCCUCAUCAAGCCUCCACCCAGCCUUCAAUUUCCCUCAAGUCCACCUCCAGCCUCGGGUACCGAACAGCCCACCCUGCCUCAACCCCACUCUGCCUGUAGACUGCUCAGCCCCCAGACACCUUCCCUUUGCCUCCACUCAGCCUCUACUCUUCCUGCUAGUCCAUCCCAGACACCCUCGCCCCACCCGACCUCCAGUCCACCCUAGACUCCCUCACCCUGUCCCAGCCCUCAGACUUCCUCAACCCUGCUACUCAUCAACCCCAGCCCAGACACUCAGACACCGCCAUCCUGCAGCAGCCUCAUAUCCGCCGCCCGAUGGAGCUGCCUACCCUGCCCUAUGUCAUCAUGAUAAAUGAAGAAACAACAACAACAACCCUGAGGGAACUAUAGACUAUUUAGAAAGUACUUUUGGUCCAUUUUUGUUGAUAUUUCCAUUCCAAGUACCUGUAUUUGGUGUAUUUUUAUUUAUUUAUGCUGCAGAUAGAUAGAUAGAUAGAUAGAUAGAUAGAUAGAUAGAUAGAUAGAUAGAUAGAUAGAUAGAUAGAUAGAUAGAUAGAUAGAUAGAUAGAUAGAUAGAUAGAUAGAUAGAUAGAUAGAUAGAUAGAUAGAUAGAUAGAUAGAUAGAUAGAUAGAUAGAUAGACAGAUAGACAGAUAGACAGAUAGACAGGUAUAUAAAUAGUUAGGUGGUGUCGAAGCACUGACCCCAAAUCGGCUUUAGCUGUUUGCACAAAAUAAUCUGGGUAAGGGCCAGGUAUAGGGUGGGGUGGUCUCUGUUCAGUGCUUAGAAGCAGCUUUUUCUUGCCAUAGGUAGAAAGUCACGUGGCCAUGCCCAUACAAUACCCGUGCCUACUUGCCAACACGUCUUGUUUUUCUCAGUAAAGUGAAUGGAUGCCAGACUCAAUAUUCACCAUACAUCAAGCAUCCUUGAGGCAAAUCAUGCUUGUCCAACAUCCAAUAUAUAAUAAAUAUUAAAACAACUAUUAUAUAUUUAGUACCAGUCAAAAGUUUGGACACAUCUAUUCAUUACAUUUGAUUUUUUUUUAAUACUAUUUACUACAUAAUAGUGAAGACAUCAAAAUGUUGAAAUAACACAUAUAGAAUCAUGUAGUAACCAACAAAGUGUUAUAAAAAUGUAUUUUAUAUUUGAGAUUCUUCAAAGUAGCCACCCUUUGUCUAGAUGACAGCUUUGCACACAUUAUUUUAACCAGCUUCAUGAGGUAGUCACCAGGAAUGCAUUUCAAAUUACAGGUGUGCCAAUUUACAGGUGUGCCAAUGAACAGGUGUGCCAAAGAACAGGUGUGCCAAUUAACAGGUGUGCCUAAUUUGUGGAAUUUCUUUCCUUCUUAAUGCGUUUGUGUUGUGACAAGGCAGGGGUGGCAAAAGACCAAAUCCAUAUUAUGUCAAUAACAGAUCAAAUAAGCUAAGAGAAAUGAUAGUCCAUCAUUACUUUAAGACAUGAAGGUCAGUCAAUCCGGAAAAUGUCAAGAACUUUGAAAGUUUCUUCAAGUGCAGUUGCAAAAACCAUCAAGCACUAUGAUGAAACUUGCUCUAACGAGGACCGCCCAAGGAAAAGAAGACCCAGAGUUACCUCUGCUGCAGAGUUCAUUAGAGUCACCAGCCUCAGAAAUUACAGCCCAAAUAAAUGCUUCACAGAGUUCAAGUUAAUGAUACAUCUCAACAUCUACUGUUCAGAGUAGACUGUGUGAAUCAGGCCUUCAUAGUUGAAUUGCUUUAGAGAAACCUCUACUAAAGGACACCAUUAAAGAGAGAAAAAACUUGAUUGGGCCAAGAAACAUGAGCAAUGAACAUUAGACUUGUGGAAAUAUGUCCUUUGUCCUGAUGAAUCCAAAUUUGAGAUUUUUGGUUCCAACAGCCAUGUCUUUGUGAGACAUGGCAGUAGGUGAAUGGAUGAUCUCCAUGUGUGUGGUUCCCACCGUAAAGCAUGGAGGAGGAGGCAUGAUAGUGUGGGGGUGCUUUCUGGUGACACUGUCUGUGAUUUAUUUACAAUUGAAGGCACACUUAACCAGCAUGGCUACCACAGCAUUCUGCAGCAAUACUCCAUCCCAUCUGGUCUGUGCUUAGUGGGACUAUCAUUUGUUUUUCAACAGGACAAUGACCCAAAACACACCUCCGUGCUGUGUAAGGGCAAUUUGACCAAGAAGGAUAAGAUGGUUUGGGAUGAGUCGGACCGCAGAGUGAAGGAAAGGCAGCCAACAAGUGCUCAGCAUAUGUGGGAACUCCUUCAGGACUGUUGGGAAAGCAUUCCAGAUUAAUCUGGUUGAGAGAAUGCCAAGAGGGUGCAAAGCUGUCAUUAAGGCAAAGGGUGGCUACUUUGAAGAAUCUCAAAUCUCAAAUAUAUUCUGAGUUGCUUUUAACACUGUUUUGGUUACUACGUGAUUCCAUGUGAGUUAUUUCAUAGUUUUGAUGUCUCCACGAAUAUUCUAACAUGUAGAAAAUAGUUUUUUUUAAAUAAAAACUUAAAUGAGUAGGUGUGUCCAAACUUUUGACUGGUACUGUAUAUAUAUAUAUAUAUAUAUAUAUAUAUAUAUAUAUAUAUAUAUAUAUAUAUAUAUAUAUAUAUGCCAGCUCUUUGUCAGCAACAACAUCUCUUCAAAAAACUAUUUUAAAAUAGUGAUUAUUCCUUUAAGUUUAACUUAUACCUGUACAAUUGCAUUACUGCAAGCACUAGAUAAUGGUAUGAUGAGCAUGUAUCAAGUCUAGUUAUGGAAAGAGGCUAUUUUCUAUUUCAAAUAAAAGGAUUUGAGUAAGUUAUUUACUGAAUCAUUGGAUAAAGAUAUGAACACUUCUUCAUGUUUUUGUAGAUAUUAGUUGACUAGUAUGUUAUGCUUGUUGAAGUUGACUUCAGACAACUGUGCUGAUAUUGUUAAGAAGUGCAUCUUUCAGGCCUGCAAUAGAGUACUAAAGGCCCUGUGGCAGACAAGCUUCCUGUCCAGGGGGUGUACUUGUACAUCAAGCUGCCUCACACUACAGAAACAGGAGUUAGGCUCCUGCCCAUGUGGGCCAUUCUGGCUCGAACAAGGCUUAUUUUACUUAGUUAGGGUACAUUUAAUACUCUAUGUUACUUAACUAUCUAACUACCUUGUCCGAGAGUCCGUGGAUUUCGAUGAGUCAGGUUACAAUCAAGAUAUUUUUUAGAAUUGAAUCAUUCCAAGUUGCAGCAGCACAUACUUUAGUAGCACAACACAUUAGGCUACAUUACUUCUCUUCUCUGUCACUCACAUCUCUCCCGUGAAUCCUCCUCACACGCAGGUGAGUCUGGAAAGGGUAGUUUCAUAUUAAGAGUCCCAACAUAAAAUUGCAAUGGCAAUGCCAUAAUACAAUUCUCAGAUACACAUGACAUAUUUCUGAUUAUAAAAUAUAUUUUACUUUCAGAGUACUAAAUAAUGCUACUCUCAAUUAGUUCUCUCUGGGAGUUUUUCUUCUAGAAGGCUGGUUUGCCAGUCCUGGUUAAGUUUAAGAGGAUGCUGCAGUGAUUCUCAUCUCACAGAUCUCAGUUCAAAAGAAACUUUGAUGUAGCUGAAAGCUCACAGAAGCUGUGAUCACGAUCCAUUCACGAAUACUAGCUACAGUAGGCAUUGGAUGGCUGUAAGAUCCUUUAGUCCAUAGUGUUUGAUGAACAACCCAAGGCUCUUAGAGCAGGCUGAGAAUGCACUCAAGAGGGCUUGCAGUUGUCUGAACAAUAUUGUGAAUGAAACUAUGACUAUUAUUUAAAUAUUCGAUUUAGGAAGCAGCUGUGGAACUCUGGACCCUGUGUCCUUACAGUUCACUUCUAGAUGCUAAGUUUGUUUUGUGUAAAACAUUUAGGGUGGGGAAAUAAAGGGGGAAAAUGCAUUAAAAAAUACAUUUCAUAUAAACAAACUUAAAAAAGGAAACUCAACAAAUAUUGUUGCAUCUGUUUGAUAAAGUGUUACGGUGUAUUUUUUCUGUUGCCAUUGUGGUAUUUAGCCCUCCUUCCUCUCCUAGUAUUCCUGAUGUUUGUUUGCUUCUAUGUACUUUCUGCAUCCCCCUAUCUCCUAUCCUCUACCCCAACUGUUAAUGUCAUUCAAAUUAGAUGUACACAGUUUUUUCUCCUGUUGAUAAGGUACUAAUAAAAAAAUGCUCUUAACAAUUAAUGACAAUAAAAAAACUACGAAGAACA